Messenger RNA from Giardia duodenalis, 1920 nucleotides. Its product is annotated as Microtubule associated protein. Lineage: Eukaryota; Fornicata; Diplomonadida; Hexamitidae. The transcript has a single exon. The record is from RefSeq and is a predicted model, not a curated record. Gene Ontology annotation, cellular component: spindle; cytoplasm. Gene Ontology annotation, molecular function: microtubule binding. Gene Ontology annotation, biological process: microtubule cytoskeleton organization. The coding region runs from base 1 to 1920 and encodes 639 amino acids.
AUGGUAUCUCUGACUGCUAUCGUGGACAAGCUUACGGCUGUCUGCAAGGCGUGUUCUGAGGUGUGGGCAGACACGGGCAUGAAUGCUGACGAAGUAGAGGCGCAACGGCAAGCGUUCUUGACAUCGGUAAUAGAUUUUGCUGAUCAAUUUUGCGACAAGCAAAAGCAACUUAUCACAGAGCUCAACACACAAUUAGAAGAAUAUGCUUUUAAAAUCUUAGAUCUUGGCCGCCAAUUAGGCCAGAGCAUUGCAAUUCCAGAUGCUCCUACUAAAACUGUAUCUUUACAAAUACUCAAGGAGAUAUACGAGCGCUACUCCGUGACGCUUUUAGAAAGGAAAGAAAAGCACACAAUGCUAGUCCAGAAGCUAAUUUACCUCCUGGAAGGGCUGGGAGACGAGGAGUCGCUUGCUUCGGCAGCAAAGCUAAGUCACAAGGUGGACGUCUAUGACAAUAAGCUACUUAUCGAUUUGGAACAUCAGAUAGCGAAAAUAGAGGAGCGCUCAGAGCCAUCUCUUCAACGGAUCAGACGAUACUUAGAUGCUAUGGCUUCUAUCAAUAAGCUGUUGCAGCGGGAUUUAGCACAGUAUGCAAGAAGCUCCAACGAUGGUGUCAUGAUGGAUGUUUUUGAAGGCCACUUGAGACCAAAGUAUGAAGAGCAUGUUAAGGCAGCGCUACGCGCGCUGGAGCAAGAAGCAAGGGCCAGGGCCAAGGAGGUGUCGCGUUUGAAAGUGGAAAUCAGUGACGUUUUAUCCCUCCUCCACAGCAGCGGGUUGACCGUAUCGUCUGAUCCGCUAUCAGUAGUUUCUCCAGAAGCACAGCACUGUCUAGGUACAGAGGGGGUUAUUUCAGACUACGCUUUAUCCAUUCUAAUGAAGGAAUUGUCUAGGUUAAAGGAGAUGCGUCUUGCCCAACUUCCAAAGAUUAUAGCAUCGCUACAACAAGAAAUUAACAACAGUAGGAGAGAGGUUUUUGGGGCUCUAGGGCAGGCCUAUGGCGAAGAUAGCCGGGCAGACAACAAUAAAAGUGCGUUGGACGAGCCUCCGAGUGAAAGUCUGCUACUCCGAUUGGAAGAAGAACUAAAGCAGAUCCGCGCAAUAGAAGAGCACUGCGAGCCUAUCUGCAUAGCCAUACGCAGAUACAAUGAGGUCGUAGCGCUGCAGGAAGAGCUCAGGGUCAUAAUGUCAGACAAGACCAGGCUUACUAGUAAAAGCAGGGAGGCUGCACGCAUACGUCACCAUGAAGAGGACCUUAAAAAGCAAAUUCAGAACUUGCUACCGAAGACCCUGGCUGCUCUCAGACUUAAGCUCACCGAAAUGGCCACAACUCUUCCACCAGAGCUACUUGACCAACUUCGCGGUGGAGAUCCAACCAAGCCCAUUCUGUUUUUUGGAAGGAACUAUGAAGAGGAGCUAGCAAUGCAACUUGCAACAAAAGACCAGAAGAUUGUACGAAAGUAUCAGAUGUAUUUAGUUGCGUACCGUCGUAAUUCAAGCAACAUAGAGAUUCUAAAGCUGCGGGAUGGUGAAGAUAAGCCGGUUAAGCGUCAAGUUACAGUGUCGUUCCAGCCGGUUGAGCUUCCUGUCAUAUCUGGCAGUGCAUUAGGUAGUGCCUGUGGAUCAUGUGAUGCAUCGGCGCUAUCUGCGACAGCUGACAGUGCAGAUGAUCAUAUGGACGCUGCGCAUGAUCUCACACUUGAUGCAUUGAAGAGCGACCCACAGGAUGCCCCAGAGGAGAGGCGACGACCUGUUCUUAAGAAGUCUGUUCAGCUAGCCAAAUCCAGGGGUGUUGAGGCCAGUUUAGGGCCAGAACGAGUGCGGAUGAAGUCAGUGGCACCGCGUGCGGCGGUUUCAUCGAGUUCUGCUGGAAAAGGCAAUGUAACUGGCGUUGGAAUUAAAUCCAAGCGUAUUCCAAAGCCAUAG